Molecule: messenger RNA, 1002 nt
Organism: Tripterygium wilfordii
Lineage: Eukaryota; Viridiplantae; Streptophyta; Magnoliopsida; Celastrales; Celastraceae
Product: G-type lectin S-receptor-like serine/threonine-protein kinase B120
Exons: 6
Coding region: 1-1002 (333 amino acids)
Biological process (GO): protein phosphorylation
Cellular component (GO): plasma membrane
Molecular function (GO): protein kinase activity; ATP binding
Source: RefSeq, a predicted model, not a curated record
AUGGCUACUGAAGGUAACAGGUUACCCCUUCAUGCUUUCAGCCACAAUCAGCUGGCUAUGUUUUCGAAUAACUUCGCUAAUGAAAACAUAAUCGGUCAAGGUGGCUCCGCAACUGUAUAUCGAGGGCGCAUGCCCGAAUGGUCACAGAUUUUAGGACUUCCAAUUGCAAUCAAACACAUCAGGCCAUACAGGGCACGACAAAACGACACAGCAACCAAAAUUGCCAGGGGAAAUGAAAUCACAAGACAACUCUACCAAGCUGAGAUUGAUAGCCUUAGCCUCCCACAGUUGCAAUCUCCCCACAUAUUGCGCCUCCUAGGACACGGAGUAUCUGAGAACACCACAGAAGGCCACUACCUCGUUUAUGAGAUGCUUGAUGGACAAACUUUGAAUCAGAAGCUUGAAAACGAUGUUGAUACCAUGACAUGGGAGAAUGUUCUCACGAUAAUUAAAGGAGUGGCAAAGGGAAUUUCUGUGAUACACAGAUCUAAUUUCAUACACGGGGAUUUGAAGCCACACAACAUCAUAGUCAGAGAGGACUGUCAUCCCGUCAUAAUUGACUUCGGGUCAAUAACGGUCCAAGGAACCAAGAGACAGUAUGGGUGGACAGGAGGCUACGUACCAUUGGAAGCACACAACAUGAUGUAUGAACCAGUGCCUUCUUCGAAGGUGUAUGACAUAUACUCUUUUGGGUUAGUGAUGAUGCAUGCCAUCAUGCUAAGUAGAAGUUUGUCGAUAAGUGACGGGCAUGGCAGCUUAUUGCAUAUCAAAGAGAUAGCAAGACAGAGGGCACAUACAGGCAACAUCGUUGAUAUCAAAUUGAUGGAAAGGGGUUGCACUCUAAGGGAGGCAACGAAGAUAACCAAGCUGGCUUUGAAGUGCACCGAAGAUGACGAAGAAGAAAGACCGACAAUUGCAAAAAUUAUUUCAAAACUCGAUGGACUGAAUUUAACUAAAGCCGAGAAAUGGAAGAAACGCGGUAAAAGGAUCUUACAUCUGUGA